This is a messenger RNA of Cannabis sativa, 1279 nucleotides long. RefSeq lists its product as uncharacterized. NCBI's taxonomy places the organism in Eukaryota, Viridiplantae, Streptophyta, Magnoliopsida, Rosales, Cannabaceae. Gene Ontology annotation, biological process: peptidyl-L-cysteine S-palmitoylation; protein targeting to membrane. The record is from RefSeq and is a predicted model, not a curated record. Gene Ontology annotation, molecular function: protein-cysteine S-palmitoyltransferase activity. The transcript has 11 exons. Gene Ontology annotation, cellular component: endoplasmic reticulum; Golgi apparatus. The coding region runs from base 135 to 1124 and encodes 329 amino acids.
CGUACGUUCAAAUUGGAAUUUGGAAUUUGGAAUUUGGAAUUUGGAUUAGACUUCUUUUGUUCUUCGUUUCCACACCUGGUACUUGUCAACGAGAGAAAACAUCUACAAAAAUCAAAGUAUUUUCUUGCACGAAAAUGCUUCAACUGCAGAAUCAGAGAAGAAGAGAGAAUUUGGCUUGGCCGAGCUUAAUUGCUCGCUGCUUCGUUUCAUGUAACAUGGUUUUGCUCACUUAUUUUGCUCUCUCAUUGGUGACUCGAUUCUUCUCUAAUUCUUCUUCUCUUCUACUUCAACUCUCACUCUCAGCUCUAGUGCUGCUGCUUGUAAUGGGUUUGGGAGGAUGGUUCAGAAGACUUCUUGGUAUUCAUGCUUCUGCCCCAGCUUUCGUCUUCUUCAAUAUACUGUUCAUUUGGUGUUUUUAUGUCUUUAUCAUCCGGAAAGGUGUAUCACUUUUUAUGGAUAUCUUGUUUAAUGGAGAAGUGGCUAUGCUUAUCUUUGGUCUGUGUAGUAUGUUAAAGAGUGAUCCUGGGGUGGUAAGGCAUGUGCCUUCCUUUUCAGACAAACCAACAGAGGGUUCAGUUGAUGAACUAAAUAAUCUGGACGAGGACCUGGAGCUUUUAGCAAGUGGCUUAAGUCAUGAAUCGGCUGAAGAUUCUAUUUUGGAGAGGAGGGUGAGAUAUUGCAGGAACUGUACGGCAUACAUAAAAGGUUUUGACCAUCAUUGUCCUGCUUUUGGAAACUGCAUAGGUCAAAAGAAUUACCUUGUUUUCAUGGCUCUUUUGCUUGGGUUCAUUGUUACUGAAGCUUCAUUUCUGGCAUGCUCAUCUGACUACACCAUCUCAAGAAUACAUAGUUCAGAGGCUAGUCUCUCUGAAAGAUUGGCUGUUAGUUUAAGAAUCUUUGCUAUUCUUCAAUUGGUAUGGAAGGUGCCAUUUUUGACAUGGCAUGCAUAUUGCAUAUGUUUCAAUAUCAGAACUGAUGAGUGGAUUAAUUGGAACAAGUAUCCAGAAUUCCAGUUAAUUAUACAACACCAACCAGGGAAUGGCUGCACUGAAGUGUGGUUUACAAAUCCAUAUGAUAAAGGCAUUCUGCAUAAUGUGAAGGAGUUUCUAUCAUCAAAAGGAUGACAUCGCAUCAAAUGCAAUACUAGUUAGUCUAGUUUACUAGUGAACACCCUUUUAUCUGGGCAUGGUAAUUUUGAUUUUGCAUGCAGAGAAAGUAUGUAUAUUUAUACACUUGUCUAGUAUAUUAUAAAGUAACUCUUGGUUAGACUAAAGAAAAA